AUGACCACUAGACUUCACUGGCUCACAAGUGCCCUCUGCCUGAUAGGCAUAGUGUGCACUGUCACGUCCACAUAUGUGACAGAAGAUGAUUCAUCCCCCGCUGAGAAAGGAGUCACCUUCAGCCACGUCUAUAAGAUUGACCUGGCCAAGAGCCCUGAGUGUAAACUUGCCUUGCAGACCCUCCCUUCUCAGCAGGACCAGUCUUCAGGCCUGCAAGAGCUGGAGGGAGGCACUACUCCUGAGGGGGAAAACGACAUAGUUUUCAGGCACCAAAUCAACCUCAAGACCCCAAAGUGUGACUGUGAUGAGUCGGAGAGCUUUAAGUCUCUGCUGUACAGAGUCAACGGGCUGGAGGAGGAGGUGGAACACCUGAAGAGUCAAUGCUCUCAGGGCUGCUGUGGUGGAAAAGGUGGUGGAGCAGAAGGUAAGCCUACAGUGCAGUCCAUCACCAUAAGAUCUGACAGAACAUCUGUAUUCAAGAGCUAAAAUACACUGAGUGUACAAAACAUUAGCAACACCUUCCUAAUAUUGAGUUGCACCCCCUUUUGCCCUCAGAACAGCCUCAAUUCAUCGAGGCGUGGACUCUACAAGGUGUUGAAAGUGUUACACAGGGAUGCUGGCCCAUGUUGACUCCGAUGCUUCCCACGGAUGUGUCAAGUUGGCUGCAUGUUCUUUGGGUGGUGGACCAUUCUUGAUAUACACGGGAAACUGUUGAGCGUGAAAAACACAGCAGUGUUGCAGUUUUCGACACACUCAAAUUGGUGCAGCUGGCACCUACUACCAUGCCCCGUUCAAAGACACUUAAAUAUUUUAGCUUACCCACUCACCCUAUGAAUGGCACACAUACACAAUCCAUGUCUCAAUUGUCUCAAGGCUUAAAAAUCCUUAUUUAACCUGUCUCCUCCCCUUCAUCUACACUGAUUGAAGUGGAUUUAACAGGUGACAUCAAUAAGGGAUCAUAGCUUUCACCUGGAUUCCCCGGUCAGUCUAUGUCAUGGAAAGAACAGGUGUUCCUAAUGUUUCGUACGCUCAUUGUAUAUCUGGAAAAAAAAUAUUUAACUUAAUCCCAAAUGUUAUUUAAAACUGUGAAACUGUACAGACACUUCAGAUAUCACAUAACGUGUUUUCCUAAACUUUCACAGGUGUGGACACAACCUGUAGUGGCCACGGGACCUACCUGCACAACACCUGCAUUUGUCAAUGCAACCCUGGCUGGGAGGGUCCAGACUGCUCCGUCUCCACCUGUCCUGAUGAGUGCAACGACAAUGGCCGCUGUGUGGAUGGCAAGUGUGUGUGCCACGCUGGCUACACAGGGAGCGACUGCAGCCAGCUGAUGUGCCCAGGCGACUGCAACGAUAAGGGACACUGCGUGGACGGGAAGUGUGUUUGCUUCAGCCACUUCACUGGCGAGGACUGCAGCGAACAGAAAUGCGAUCCUGACUGCAUCCACGGCACCUGCGUGAAAGGAAUGUGUAUCUGUGACGAAGGCUUCUUUGGAGAAGACUGCUCUGCAGGUAGAAGUGCUGAUAUACACUACCAGUCAAAAGUUUUAGAACACCUACUCAUUCAAGGGUUGUUCUUAAUUUUUUACUAUUUUCUACAUUGUAGAAUAAUAGUGAAGACAUCAAAACUAUGAAAUAACACAUAUGGAAUCAUUGUGUAACCAAAACAAGUGUUAAACAAAUGAGAAUAUAUUUUAUAUUUGAGAUUCUUCAAAUAGCCACCCUUUGCCUUGAUGAUAGCUUUGCACACUCUUGGCAUUCUCUCAACCAGCUUAACCUGGAAUGCUUUUCCAAUAGUCUUGAAGGAGUUCCCACAUAUGCUGAGCACUUGUUGGCUGCUUUUCCUUCACUCUGCGGUCCGACUCAUCCCAAAUCAUCUCAAUUUGGUUGAGGUCGGGGGAUUGUGGAGGCCAGGUUAUCUGAUGCAGCACUCCAUCACUCUACUUCUUGGUCAAAUAGUGGAGAUCAUCCGUUCAUCCACACCGCGUCUCACAAAGACACAGCGGUUGGAACCAGAAAUCUCCAAUUUGGACUCCAGACAAAAGGACACAUUUCCACCGGUCUAAUGACCAUUGCUCGUGUUUCUUGGCACAAGCAGGUCUCUUCUUCUUAUUGGUGUCUGUUAGUAGUGGUUUCUUUGCAGCAAUUCAACCAUGAAGGUCUGAUUCACACAGUCUCCUCUGAACAGUUGAUGUUGAGAUGUGUCUGUUACUUGAACUCUGUGAAGCAUUUAUUUGGGCUGCAAUUUCUGAGGCUGGUAACUCUAAUGAGCUUAUCUUCUGAAGCAGAGGUAAGUCUGGGUCUUCCAUUCCUGUGGCGGUCCUCAUGAGAGCCAGUUUCAUCAUAGCGCUUGAUGGCUUUUGAGAUUUCACCUGAAGAAACUUUCGAAGUUCUUUACAUUUUCCAGAGUAACUGACCUUCAUGUCUUAAAGUAAUGAUGGACUGUCAUUUCUCUUUGCUUAUUUGAGCUGUUCUUGCCAUAAUAUGGACUUGGUCUUUUACCAAAUAGGGCUAUCUUCUGUAUACACCCCUACCUUGUCACAACACAGCUGAUUGGCUCAAACGCAUUAAGAAGGAAAUAAAUUCCACAAAUUAACUUUUAAGAAGGCACACCUAUUAAUUGAAAUGCAUUCCAGGUGACUACCUCAUGAAGCUGGUUGAGAGAAUGCCAAAAGUGUGUAAAGUUGUCAUCAAGGCAAAGGGUGGCUAUUUCAAGAAUCUCAAAUAUAAAAUAUAUUUUGAUUUGUUUAACACUUGUUUUGGUUACUACAUGAUUCCAUAUGUGUUAUUUCAUAGUUUUGAUAUCUUCACUAUUAUUCUACAAUGUAGAAAAUAGUAAAAUAGAGAAAAACCCUUGAAUGAGUAGGUGUUCUAAAACUUUUGACCAGUAGUGUAGGCUGAGGUCAUAAUCAGGUCAUUAUGUCUUAUUCAUUAUUAUAUAAAAGGGAAAACUGAUCCAAGAUCAGCACUCCUAGUUUGAGAUGGCCCAGGUCUUUAAUAGCAAACUCUACCUUUUGUUGAUUCGCAGAACUGGAAUGCAGAAAAUCUACAGAGAAUGUAGAAAAUCUACAGCCUACAGCCUUAGGGUUCUGAGGUUUCAUAAACACUUUGACUAACUUGACAUUAGGUAUUGAAGUUAUUUGACUAUUAAUUAAAUAGCAGUUAAGCAGAACAUUUGCGGUCAAAACAUUCUGACAAAUAAAUUCACUUCAUCCACACUUUUGAAAGUGACAGUAAUUGCUGCAGCCUCAAACCAUGUCUGCCAAUCAACUGUCUAAUGAUGCCUUGUGCACAGACCCAUGGUAGCAGGUCGGCUAUUGCAAUCAGCCAUUGUCAGAUUUUCAAGCUGUGCCGCAAGAGAGAUUUGGAGAGAUUUAUAGCAAGGUGCAUGUAGGAACUGUUGAACUGUUGAACUGUUGUUUCCAACAACAACAGGGACGUGUCAAGGGGAAAGAGGGAGGCUAUAGUUUAUGAGUUGGAUUUGGAGGAGAAAUACUAUGAGUAUAGGACAAAAGCUACAGUAUACUGAGACAUUUUCUGUUUUGUAUGGCAAGAGUGCAUUUGAGGCUACGGUAUAUGGUGAAUAGGUAUCUUUUUCACAAACAUUGGCUUUUUAGAGUACAGAAAAUGAUCAGACCUUCAGGUGCAUCAUCAUCACCAAUGCUGUUUUUCUUUUACUGACCACCAAAAGCAAUGCUAACCUUCAUAUUUCACAACUAUGAUUGAGUCUGGGAUCUGAAAUGUAGGCCUUUGGAGAUUUGUACAUUGAUAAAGAACUCAGACACACAUUUCAAAUAAAUCAUCAAGAGAAAACCUAAAGGGUUUUAUUCUGCCCACAAAAAGCCUUGGUUGAUUUCUAUGGAUUUCUAAUUGCCAGAUCAAUGCCCUGCAUGUGGAUUUGGUCUGCUUUAAUGCUCUUUUCACCAUGGUAGACUCAGUAAAAACAGGACCUUUUGUGAGUCACUGAAAAGUGGGAUCUCUCACUUCAACAAAUGACAGUUCCAAGCAGAAAUGUACAUUCAUAUUUCUGCUUCACAUUUGAGAAUCACGUCCAUUCUCAAAUUGGUGGUCUUGAAUUUUAUUUGAAUAACAUACUGUACCCUUUAGCAAUGUCCAAAUGCAUUGACAUUACGUACGGUAACUUUUUACUACAUGGAAACAGUACAUGUGCUUCCUCACUUGUUUUUGGUAUUAAUUACGACAGAGAACACUGAGCAGCACACGUUUGGCCCACUUGAUGGAAAUCCCAUUUACAGUUGUUUCAAAAUGUUUUUAACACCAUAAUGAUGUGUCCUUGGCUGAGAACCUGCCACUGUAAAUGUAUGACUCCCUUCUUUAUGAAGUCCAAACAUAAUUUACCGUAUUUUCCGCACUAUAAGGCGCACCGGAGUAUAAGCCGCAGCAGCUAAAUUGAAUGAUAUUGAAUGAUGUGUACAUAUAUAAGCCGCACUGGACUAUAAGCCGCAGGUGUUUUAAUGUUAAAUUACCAUAUGUAAGGGUUCGUGCACAGAGGGGAUUGUCGGAAAAGAGACAAACUGUCUCGCUCUCGUAAUGUCUGUCUGUCUUGCUCUCGUUCUGUCUCUCGUUCUGUCUCUCGUACCACUCUCGGUUCCACUUUUACUUUUGCGCGCUACCUGUCUCACUCUUUUCCGGCCUCCAGCUUUUCCUGCUGGAGCCCGCCGCUUAAAGGUGGGGGGCGCGGACCGGUCAUAGAGCCCAUAGAGUUAAAGUUGGUGGACUGUAACCUGUAAAAUCCAUAGAUUUAGGAGGUCUUCUAGUGGCCGUUAGCUGUAAAGAUCCAUAGAUUAGCCACACCGUUAUAUAAACCGCAGGGUCGAAAAAUGGGAAAAAAGGCGCGGCUUAUAGUCCGAAAAUUACGGUAGUAAUUUUCUUAUUCAAAAUAUGCUUUCCUUGUUAUCAAUCAGUGAAAACACAAGUUUCUGUUCCUUUUGCUUUUUCCGAAUCGUUAGAUGUUAAUUUAUUAAUCCUUUUGGCUGUUCUGAAAUAUUAUUUAAGGGCAAAAUUGUUACUGGCAGGAACAGGCGUAUUAACUGCCACUGGAUGGAAAGGCUCCUGCUGAAGAGAAGGAAAACAUUGAGCUUCCUGCCUUCACCAUGUGGAACAAUUUCCAAACCUGCUGUGAAUUCUUUCCUGGUAAAUGUGGUCUCUUAAGCACCUAUUUCAUAUUUCCCCCAAUGUACACUUACGCUUUUUCUGCGCUUUAAUUCACCACCUACGGUCGGUCUUUCGUGCAUUUCCCUGUACCCGCAGGAAUAUCUUGGCUUGGAAAGUUUGCUUCGUACACUGCUGACUGGCCGUCUCCUUGGCUCACGUUCAUGUUAUUGAAAAGUCCCCCCAUACUGUCUGAUUCGCCCAACCCUAUUUUCCACCAUCUUGAUUGAAGUAUCCUGGCUAAAUACAGUAUCACACUGUAACCACAGAAAAGCAAUAUAUUUUCCCCAAUUUUCAAAAUGGUGUUUUCCUUAAAUCAGAUACAUUAUUUCUGUCAGAGUUACAUUGAGUGAAGUGUGAAAAUAGUUUUAAAAAAAAGAGAGCAAUAACAUAGCGACCUUAGUAUACAACACCUACUGACCUCGCCAAGCGGUCCAGAACUCUUGGCCUAACAGCUGAAGUGUUGGACUGACAGGCCCCCAUGUUUCUCCUGGUUGGGGCUACCCCUCGAAUUCAUCACAAUAACAUAGUGAGUAACAUAGUUUUGAACUGUCCCUUAACUAAUCAUACCUCUGUGUCCCCCUCAGUGUUGGGCCCUAACGGCCUGCGUCUGGUAAGGGUGACUGAUGUCUCUCUGCUGGUGGAGUGGGAGGCUGUGAAAGCAGCAGAGUACUACGUCCUGACCUGGCACCCUGAGGGCAAUGAGGCAGAGCUGGAUCGGGUCACCGUGCCCAACACAGAUACCUCCUACCUGAUCACAGGACUCAGCCCAGGUGUCACCUACAUAGUGCAGGUGUACGCUGUCACCAAGGAGAUCCAGAGCGAGGGGGACAGGAUAGAGGCGACCACAGGUAAGGGAGUGAAGUGAACUACAGAGGAAAGUACAGUAUGUUUCUCAUAACAUUGAUUUGUAUAUUUUUCUCACAAGUGCAGGUGCUUUCGUUUGUAGAAAGUGGUUCUGAAUGCCAAUUUACAUUUUCUGUCAUCACAUAAAACUCACUAUGUACAGAUUGCCCCAAUAACCCUGAAUACUGUUUGUACUAAAUGAUUCACUUAGUGAUAGUUCGUUUACCAUUAGGUUCAAGGUAAUUACACUAGUCAGCCUAAUUAAAGGAUAUGAAGCCGUAGACACAUUUUAUGGAAAUGAGGCUAGUUUACAGAUGUGGCGAAGAGAGGCACAGAGCACAGAGCCUUGGGCCCUGGGCUCUGCUAUGCGGUUAGCCAUGGAAAACAUCUCAGUGCAUGAAAUUCCUGUCUGGGUAUAAGUAAAGGCCUGAUAAUCUGGCUAUGACGAAGACUUAGCGUGAGACAAUAUGCUUAACUUAAAACGUUAUCCCUUUCAAAUGGUUUUAAAUAUUUUUUUCCCAUUAGAAAUAACUGUUAAAGAACAUUAGUCAGCCCUUUUCGGUCUUUAAUUUAUUUUUCCUGGCCUUGAAUGGGCUUAUAUGCAAAAUCACAUAUAGGAAGCGUCUCAUAGAAACCAGUAGGAAACAUGCCCUGGUCCCUGGUUCUGUAUGAUAGCUAUGACACUCUUUGGUACCCUAUUAGACCUCUCUCUUAACUUGUACCUAACUCUAACCAUAUAACUAACAUGGACAUAUAAUUUAUAUGUCAACUCAGGUGACAUUUAAAUGGUUAAAUGUCACUACUCUGGCAUAUUCUAAUGAGACCAUGUUGACCCUACACAGAGGUGUCUGGUAUUGAUGCUAUCCGUGUAUUGGGCCAGACUGAGGACUCUAUCCAGGUGGACUGGCAGAACCCUGCAGCACCUCUGGACCACUUCAGACUGACCCAUGCCAACCCUGAUGGGCAGGAGGAGGAGCAGAACGUACCAAUGAGUGCAGAGGCCAGGACCACCCACACUAUCGUAGGUACGUCAUUUAAACAAGGACAACACCGUCUGGAAUAGAUUUUAAUAGAAUAGUCCAUCAUAUUUUAGUACCUUUGAGUAGAAUAGUACUUCAUGUUCUCCCUAACGGUCUCCACCUCUCCCCACUUGAGCAGAACACUCAUAGCCCUUUGAGUAUUCACAGAUCUAUGUCCCUUAACUUAAUAGCUAAUCAUUCAACAGUGUUAAAAUGUAUUGUGGUAGAUUAAGAACCUUGAACCACUAUGAGGUUUUACAAAUCUAUAUGCUUACUUCCCCUGUGUGUUAUAAAGGACUGCAACCUGGCACUGAGUACCUCAUCACAGUGCAAGGCAUCAAAGGGACCAUCGAGGGGAAAGCCUCCUUCGCCACCGGGGUCACAGGUGACUGCUGCUGAUACUAGACAACAGACGAUUUCUGGGGGUUUCAGGGAGUGAGGAGACACUAUUGUUGCGUCCCAAAUAGCACCCUAUUCCCUAAUUAGUGCACUACUUUUUACCAGUGGGCCCUGGUCAAAAGUAGUUCAUAGGGAAUAGGGUGCCACCUGGGACAUGGAUACUAUAUCCAACAUCAGCGAGCGGUAGGCCACUGGACCAUAGUCCAACUCAAAACCACAUGUGGGGGGGAGGGGGACGAUCUCAAUGGACAUUGAAAUGACUAAAACCAAAUCAAAACAUUUAUAGUCUCUUUUGACUCUGUCCAGCUUGCUAACAGUCAUCGUAACGAAAGCUAGACUGUCAGGGAGCAUCGAAAAUUCCAACAGCGAUAGAUAGAGAACAAUUUUUUGCACAUUUUGACGGCAAGGCAAUUAAAUACAUUUUAAGUGCGGCCCUCCGGACCUCAUUGAAGACCGAAUGUGGCGCGCAGGGAAAAUGAGUUUGACACCCCUGCUCUAAACCAUUCCCAACUCUACUCUGGGAACAGCGGAGUAAGAUAGGCACAGAAUGUGUUAUAGUGCAUAGCUUGAUAAAGUACAGUACUGUACCCUGGUAUUAGGUCUCACUGUGACAGCCAAUGAUAAUAGAAUAUGAAUGUGCUCAGGGAGACUAAUAAUUAUGGGUAGUGAUUAUGGGUCAUAAAUCACAGUUUAAUAAUCUGGACCGGUUCUAAUGAUCGUGGUAAGAGUGUCUGGACCAGAGAAAUAGAACACAUUGUGUAACCGCUCGAGAUUCUCAAUAAUAAGGUAAGUAUAGUCCAUGAUUUACAUAAGUCCUUUGAGAAAUAUUAACAUGGGAAUUCCUUAUUUGGAUCUCACAAGCAUUUUCUUGAGUAUUUUGCAUGAGGAUGAAUUCAUAAAGGAGAUUAACUUCUACAGCUGGUCCUGCCAACCCGUUACUUGCCUCUUAUUUGACUGACUGACUUGACUGUCUACAAUUGCAGCUUAUCCAACUUGGCCUGCUCCUUUUGUUAGGGUGUCUAUUUCAGGAGAUGUAGUAGUUCAAAAGGAGAGCUCCCUGUCUCGUUAUGGUGAUGGUGCUUUUGUUUUCUCAGCCCUGAGGUAAAAUUUGAUAGGUUUAAUUUGGGAGUUAACCAUUGUAGCGUUCCCGUUUGAUGGUUGUCAGGUGCCUUUCAUUACCUCACACAUCCUUCUCCACAGAGCUAAUCUUCACACAAGACACGGUGGCCAGUCUCAACUUCCACCACAGAAACCUUCACUUGAGGAGUUGCACGAAAGGCUUAUAGUGAUUUUGGAAGUUGGAACUCCAGAGUUCCCUUAGAUAGGCAUAGAAUUGGUUCAAGAUGAGUGUGUGGGCCGGGUGCUUUUAAAAGGUCACCUAUUAUUGCUACUGCCCAGUUUGUUCUCCACAGAGCGAUAUAGUCACACAUGUGAAAGAAAAAUAGGAAAAUAUGAACAUAAUAGCAAUCACAUAGAGGCAGUCUAUUGUGUCUGUGACUGUCUGUGAAUAUGAGCCUCCUACUAACUGUACAGAGUUUAAAACUGUAUCCUGUGGGGCCGCCCCUGACAGCUCACAUUAUGGAAGCCUCAAUUAGAGGAGCUUUUUUCCUUCCUCUCAGCAAGUUAUACUUUACAGAACGUUCUCUCACAAGUGGCCGGUCCACUUACAACAAGAGGGGGAAAUGGCUUUUCAAUUCCUCUCUUUUUCAGGAAAGAUCUGCUAUUUAUUUACUGUGAAAAAAAAUGCUAGAGUGCAUUGUCUUCUUUUAUUGAAUGGCUCUCUUCUCCUGUCAUAAAUCAUAAAUCCUUAUUUCAUAGACAAUGAAACGGUGGAGUACGAUGCGUCAGUGUUGUCGCCAGGGCUCAGUAAGGAGAGAUAAAUUGUAGCAAGCUGAAAGCAUUCGGGACAAGCCAAAAUCAAUAGAAUUGCUACCUGUCAUAGUAACCUGCCAGAGGAUUGUAAGGCUCAUAAACACAACAUAGUUGUCUGCUGGUGCUACCGAAUCAGAUUCAAUAAAGUUUACACAGGAGCGGCCAUAUAACUAGAAGCAGCUGCAUGGCUAGGUGAAAGCCAGGGAAAGUGUUUAGCCUUCAUUAUGGUCCCUGGACUUUAAGGCCGUGUGGAGCUGUGGAGUACAGCUGGGCUGGGCGGAGGAGGACUCUGGCACCCUUAGUCCUUAUCCUUCAGAGUUAGUCUGAGGCACUGAAGUUACUAAUCUCUCCUGCCACCUAAUUAAACCUCUGCAGAAAGAGUUAUGAUCUGCUAAUUGCUGUGUGGAUGGACCUUAGGUCAACACUCACAUACACACUGACACCCACUGGAAGAAUUGCACCCUUCUGGCUCCUCGAUCACUCGACUUUCUGCUGUCACUGUCCGUUUAAAUAAGGGUAGCGUGUAAAUGAGAACAAACUGCUAGCAGCUCGCUCGCCAGCCUGUAAGGAAGCCUAUGAUGGAUAAGCUGUUUUCCACAUGGUAAACCACAACCAGUGUUUUGUAGUCUCCCCACUCAGCUACCUUGGCGGCAGAACCUUGAGCUAACCCAAGCCGUCAUACACUACGACAUGGCCUCGCCAAACGUGGCCUCUUCCACAGAAACAUAACACCUACCAACAUGCUAAUUUGUUUAAGCAUGAGCAGCCAAACAUUGGAAAGGAUGAUAAAGCUGUGGCAUGUGUGUCUGUCUGCAUUUUUAACUCCCACACGGUACACAGGUCUUUCUCAGAGGCUACUGAUACUAUGUGUAACUUAUUGGCAUUUUCUUGCCACUAACCUCUGUGAGCUUGUCAAGCAAUGUACCCACAUACAGUGGCAAAAAGACAGCAGCUCAACCCUAUACGUGGCUGCCGAUGCCGGCACUCUCUCUUUGGAUGCAUCAUAAAUCAGUUUUCAUGAUGCGGAUAGCGCGGUGACAUAGAGCUGACCUUGGCGGAGUCGCGGAGGAAUAGCCUAAAUGAUGAUUGCUUUUACAUGUCUUCUCACUUCCUCUCUCUGUCUGGCUGCUGAUGCCACUGACGCUUGCCUUCCCUGACUUCAGCGACCCCCGUAGAACUGCAAGCCCCAUUCCCCUCACUCACCCUGCUCUGCUGGGUGCUCUGCUCUGGAUCCCCCCUGUCAGUCUGCUCACAUCCGCCAUAUUUCUUCUCUGUCCUCUGAUACCUUAAGCCCCUUGAUGUCCUCCUGUUUCCUCAUAGAGAGAGAGCAUGCCCCAGCAAACAUGACUCCAUUCGCCCCAUCUGGGUAUUUUGUGGGCAAGGUGGGCAGGGGCUACACCAAGCCCACACCAAUCCCACACCAGCCCAACACGGGCUAGCCCACACCAAGCCCAACACAGGCUAUCCCACACCAAUCCCAGCUAGAGGAGGGGGCUCAUUCGAAUAUUUGGUUGCAGUUAAAGUGUUUUCUUGUGUGAUGCCCACAUUUUUAAAAUCUUGUACACAGUCUCAGAAAAUACUUAAAUAAGUGCAUGUGACAUACAGUAUGAGAAACUUAACAGUUUGUCUUGCAAAAAUAUAUGUAUUAGAGAUGGGCAUUCCGAGUCUUUUUGGUGAGCUGGCUCAUUUGGCUCUGUUUAAGUAAAAGAGACGGCACAUUUGGUUCCCAAACGGUUCUUCAUUCACAAUGCUUAAACAUUGACCUAGAACCAUGAAAAAAUAACACAUCUCCAAUGUAAAGGCCAAAAGGUAGGCUACCAUUAUGUCAGCUCAUGAAAUGCACGUUCAAAUAUUUUUUUACUUGCCCAAAUUAUUAGAGCCUGUAAUUAUUAUUAUUCAUAUUUUGUUUAUGCACUGAAAAAUUGUGUGUGGACCAGAUUGACGGGCUGUUUAUUGUUUCUGUAGUGAGGAUUCACCCUCUUUAGAGAAUGAUGUUGUAAAUUAGCUGAGGGGAGGAUGGCUCAUAAUAAUGGCCGGAACAGAGCAAAUGGAAUGGCAUCAAACACCUGGAAACCAUGUGUUUGAUACCAUUCCAUGAAUUCCACUCCAGCCAUUACCAAGAGCCCGUCCUCCCCAAUUAAGGUGCCAACAACCUCUUGUAGUAGCAGUAUGCAAAUCAGAGAGCCAAAUGAAGACCUGUGCUGGAAAAAGAUGGGCUUAUUUCAGGCAAAGUGAGGGCUGCUUUCACCAGAUAUGAACUGCCCACACAAAUGCCUUAGGGGCCAACGUUGAGCCGAUGAGCAAAUGCGCAUUGGCCCAAUGUUGACAGCCUACAUAUGGUCAAUAUUUUAGCUCGCAUUGGGCCCAAAUCCUGCCAAUGAAGACAUGUUUGUUGCGUUCUGUGUUCCUCUUCCAGACUGCUACUAUGGCCUGUCUGCUCCUCACAAGAAUGAAGGGCCCAUCAGAAAAUUAUUUCCCCGACUUGGAUAAAAUGAAUGCUUGAAUGGUGUUUUAUAAACCACCUACCUGAAUGUCCUUAUAGAAAAGAGUGAUGCUUCACACAACGUCUUCUCUGCCUACAUCCUCAUAUAUAUCAACAGAUCUUGACGCUCCUACUAACCUCUUGACCAAAGAAGUGACAGAGGACACUGCUACCGUGGAAUGGCAGAAGGUACAAGCAGAGAUCGACAGCUACAUGAUCAGCUACAGCUCUGCUGAGGGCUCCAGUGAGGAGAUCCCUGUUGGGGCAGACAGCACCUCCUACAGGCUGACUGGGCUGAGGCCUGGAGUCAUCUACACAGUCUACAUCUGGGCUGUCAAGGGCUCCCGGGUCAGUAGGAAGAGCUCCACAGAAGCCGAGACAGGUAAACUGUUAACCAAAUGUCUGACUCAGAGGGCAUAAUAGAGCUCACAUUGUUUUUGUUUCAGUUCUUAAAAUAGUCUUAAGUGACGUCUCUUUUUAUACUUUGAUCCUGAUGGCUUAUGGAUGAAUGGGAGAGACCUUCUCGUCCUAUGCUUUCUGUAGGUCCUUUGUGGAAGAGGAAAAUCCAUUUAUUUUCGGGUCUUGUGGAUAGUUCUUAGGGCUGUAUUUUCACUUUUUAAGGGAUGCACUUUACACAAUGGCAACAUGAAAAAAAUAACUGCCAGGCAGGCAGACUUUCACCCUCAGCACUUUUGUGAAUAUUUAUCUUCCUCACAUCUUUGCCAAGAGGGAAACUCUUACUCAGACCUGUGCUGGGGAAGCUAUUUAAAGUAAUUAGGUAGACACUUCUUUUGAAAUGAGUUUAGCAUAGCCUAUAGCUGUGGAGCAUGUUUGUGAAAAUGUUUUAGAGACAACUAAGGAGAUUGAAAAUAAGGGAGAUAUAAAGUGUUUCUUCCUCAUUUAAUUCUACUCAUUUGAAAGAAACACCAAACAUAUGCUUCUCUUGUGUGUCAAUGUGUUGAGAUAAAAGGAGGACGCAGUAAUGGUUUGGUGGGGCUAUUUCAAUAACCCCUUGAUUCACCUAACUAUUUGUUCAACUUUCACUUACUGUCAAUCCAGUCAGCAAAAUACUAAGAAACAUUUGAGAUCAACUGUACACGAGAGAGAGAGAGAGAAAUGCAUUUUAACUGCUGUUUAUGGCAUUAAAACACAAGGCUCAAGUGCUCUACCAGCUGACGCCCGCCAUCAGGAAAUACAGGCUAUAGAAAAGCACUGUGUAGGAAAUCUCCUCUUGGCUCUCAUAUCGCAGAUAUAUCAUCACCUAGUGCUACUGUACUUUCCGAAUCAAUGUAUACAUUUCCUCCCCCACAAUCCUAUUGAUACCCAAAGUGAACAAUAUGCUACAUUAGGUUGUAGGUGAGGUUGGGUCGUCUGGCCUUCAGGGACUGUUGGUGUGGGACAUUAAUGUAUUGGAAGCCUACAGCUGCACUGUCUUUGACGCCUGCUUCAGUGAGAAAAUGACUGAAACAGACAUAGUACACUAACCUGUCCCAUAAGUCAAACAACGGGAUUCCACAUGGAUACAAACAUCCGAGAGGAGUGAAAUCCAAGCGCUGCCGUGUCGGCAAGCAGGGCUCCCCAUGUUUCGUCUGCUGACUGGAUGGGGUAGGUUGUGGCAGGCUAGGAUUACUGGAUCAGUAAACAUAAAUUAACUGUGACACAGGACUGUGGGAAGGUGGUACAUGGAGCUUUCUGCUCUCAAAUAAGAUUUAACAAGCGGUAACGAACAGGGUGGUGGUAGGUACACUCUUAGCUUGGGUAGUCAUUGAGGUUAAAGUGGACACUGAUAAUUAAUAGAAAAAUAUGUUGGAAAAUGUAUUUUUUUAAAUACAUUGUUUUUUAAUUUCUUAAUGUGAUAACACUGCACUAGUAGAAUGACAUAACAUAUGCUUUAACAUAGUUCCUAAUACAUAUAGCUUUUAGUGCCUGUUACUUACAUAGUAUGUACUGAAACUACUAUAUUUACACUCAUACCUCUCCAGAACUAGAUGUUCCUACUAACCGGUUGACCAGAGAAGUGACAGAAGACACAGCUACAGUAACAUGGGAUAAAGUCCAGGCUGAAAUCGACGGCUACAUGAUCAGCUACAGCUCUGCUGAGGGCUCCAGUGAGGAGAUCCCUGUUGGGGCAGACAGCACCUCCUACAGGCUGACUGGGCUGAGGCCUGGAGUCAUCUAUACAGUCUACAUCUGGGCUGUCAAGGGCUCCCGGUUCAGCAGGAAGAGCUCCACAGUAGCUGAGACAGGUCACUAACUUGUCUCAUACUUUUUGAGUGUGAGAGGGUGAGAGCCCACACAAUGUAAAGAUGUUAGUUCAGGAGUUGUCUUUGUUCAGCAGUUCAUCUGGGGUUCUAAGAAAGCUUUCAGUUCUUCUUAAAGGGAUAAGUUAUGCUAAUAUCAAAGUUUGUCAGAUCAUUUCAGAUCUCAAAAGUGGCAGAAUGGCAAGAUGAUUCCAUGUCCCAUGCCAUAUGUUGUGUAAGUCCAGCUACAUACCUAAAUCCCAAAUUAAUGGAAAAGAAAGGAACUGUCUAAAUUCAUCAUUUAAGAUGGUGCCUAUUUUUCACAUUCUUUGGGGAUUUGAGAUGAUGGCACAUACAGGUAACUGCCAAAAUAAUGGAAACACUUUAAUAAAAUGAGGGAUUCAAAGUAUAUUGAAAGCAGGUGCUUCCACACAGGUGUGGUUCCUGAGUUAAUUAAGCAAUUAACAUCCCAUCAUGCUUAGGGUCAUGUAUAAAAAUGCUGGGCAGGCCAUUAUUCUGGCUAUCAUGGCUAUGCCCCCAUAGGAUGACAAUGACCCCGUCCACAGGGCAUGGGUGGUCACUGAAUAGUUUGAUCUGCAUGAAAAAAAUUUAAACCGUAUGCCAUGGCCGUCUCAGUCACCAGAUCUCAACCCAAUUGAACACUUAUGGGAGAUUCUGGAGUGGUCCCUGAGAAAGCGUUUUUUACCACCAUCAACAAAACACAAAAUUAUGGAAUUUCUCAUGGAAUAAUGGUGUCGCAUCCCUCCAAUAUUGUUCCAGACACUUGUAGAAUCUAUGUUAAGUUGCAAUUAAGCUGUUCUGGCUUGUGGUGGCCCAACGCCCUAUUAAGACACUUUAUGUUGGUGUUUCCUUUAUUUUGGCAGUUAUUUGUAGCUAGAUCUACACAACAGAUGGCAAGGCACAUGGACUCAUAUCGAUAUUAGACCACUUCUGAGGCCUGCAAACAUCUGACCAACUUAGAUUUUGGUGUAUGAACUGUCCCUUUAAAGUCUCUCUUAUACAAUUAGAGUGAUUUACAGGUCUCUCAGGUACAGCAGGUCUUGAUACAAUAAAUCGAUGAAAUGUCACAAACUUCAUGACAUGACACAGAAGAGCACUAACCUUUCGAUCAAUGGUUCUCCAGAUCUGGAUGCUCCUACUAACCUCUUGACCAGAGAAGUGACAGAGGACAUAGCCGAUGUGUCAUGGGACAGACCUUUAGCGGACAUCGACGGCUACAUGAUCAGCUACAGCUCUGCUGAGGGCUCCAGUGGGGAGAUCCCUGUUGGGGCAGACAGCACCUCCUACAGGCUGACUGGGCUGAGGCCUGGAGUCAUCUACACAGUCUACAUCUGGGCUGUCAAGGGCUCCCGGUUCAGCAGGAAGAGCUCCACAGUAGCUGAGACAGGUCACUAACUUGUCUCAUACUUUUUGAGUGUGAGAGGGUGAGAGCCCACACAAUGUAAAGAUGUUAGUUCAGGAGUUGUCUUUGUUCAGCAGUUCAUCUGGGGUUCUAAGAAAGCUUUCAGUUCCUCUUAAAGGGAUAAGUUAUGCUAAUAUCAAAGUUUGUCAGAUCAUUUCAGAUCUCAAAAGUGGCAGAAUGGCAAGAUGAUUCCAUGUCCCAUGCCAUAUGUUGUGUAAGUCCAGCUACAUACCUAAAUCCCAAAUUAAUGGAAAAGAAAGGAACUGUCUAAAUUCAUCAUUUAAGAUGGUGCCUAUUUUUCACAUUCUUUGGGGAUUUGAGAUGAUGGCACAUAUAGGUAACUGCCAAAAUAAUGGAAACACUUUAAUAAAAUGAGGGAUUCAAAGUAUAUUGAAAGCAGGUGCUUCCACACAGGUGUGGUUCCUGAGUUAAUUAAUCAAUUAACAUCCCAUCAUGCUCAGGGUCAUGUAUAAAAAUGCUGGGCAGGCCAUUAUUCUAGCAAUUUUUUGGCUAUCAUGGCUAUGCCCCCAUAGGAUGACAAGACCCCAUCCACAGGGCAUGGGUGGUCACUGAAUAGUUUGAUCAGCAUGAAAACAAUGUAAACCAUAUGUCAUGGCCCUCUCAGUCACCAGAUCUCAACCCAAUUGAACACUUAUGGGAGAUUCUGGAGUGGUCCCUGAGACAGCUUUUCUAUCACCAUCAACAAAACACAAAAUUAUGGAAUUGCUCAUGGAAUAAUGGUGUCGCAUCCCUCCAAUAGAAUUCCAGACACUUGUUGAAUCUAUGCUAAGUUGCAUUUAAGCUGUUCUGGCUUGUGGUGGCCCAACGCCCUAUUAAGACACUUUAUGUUGGUGUUUCCUAUAUUUUGGCAGUUAUUUGUAGCUAGAUUUACACAACAGAUGGCAAGGCACAUGGACUCAUAUCGAUAUUAGACCACUUCUGAGGCCUGAAAACAUCUGACCAACUUAGAUUUUGGUGUAUGAACUGUCCCUUUAAAGUCUCUCUUAUACAAUUAGAGUGAUUUACAGGUCUCUCAGGUACAGCAGGUCUUGAUACAAUAAAUCAAUGAAAUGUCACAAACUUCAUGACAUGACACAGAAGAGCACUAACCUUUCUAUCAAUGGUUCUCCAGAUCUGGAUGCUCCUACUAACCUCUUGACCAGAGAAGUGACAGAGGACAUAGCCGAUGUGUCGUGGGACAGACCUCUAGCGGACAUCGACGGCUACAUGAUCAGCUACAGCUCUGCUGAGGGCUCCAGUGGGGAGAUCCCUGUUGGGGCAGACAGCACCUCCUACAGGCUGACUGGGCUGAGGCCUGGAGUCAUCUAUACAGUCUACAUCUGGGCUGUCAAGGGCUCCCGGUUCAGCAGGAAGAGCUCCACACCAGCUGAGACAGGUUUUCUAUCUGCCCUGGGGCUCCAGUCGACAGCCAAGUAUUUUCAUGAUAAUCCCAUGCAUUCAUUGUCCAAUGAGGCAGAUAGUCAUUACUGAACAAGAGGUUAUCGUGUAGAGGCAUAAUCAUCUUUGAGGAGCUGUCAGGUUCCUUCACUCUUAGUGGAAUUCUGGUCAACCCAAACUAACAGUUCAAGGAUCUACUCAAUAUGAGACACACACACAGUGACGUUUAUUGGAGAAUAGAGAUGGAGGAAUGUAAGGCAUGAUAAAUAGUACUUAAUUAGCUGUCAUAUUCUUAUUCAGCCGUCCAAUUACUGCUUCUGGACAUUUUCAUUCAUGCAUUCUAUUUGACUAAAUUGCUUCUGUUUUGGGAUGUUCUCUCCAUAGAAAUUGAUGCACCAAAAAACCUGAAAGCAUCGGAUGUUAAACUGGAUGCAGCUACCCUGACCUGGACUGCUCCCUUAGCCAGAAUCGAUGGCUACAUCCUCACAUUCAGAGCUGAGGAUGGCAGUUUGAAGGUACUGAUUCUCAGUAACACACACUCUAGUUGUGGACAUGGAAAUAUGCAAUGGUUGAAUGCAUUCAAAUGUUUAUUUCAUUUAAUUUUGAUGAUUUGAAGUGGCAACAAAUGAAAAUCCAAAAUUCCGUGUGUCACAAAAUUAGAAUAUUGUGUAAGGGUUACAUUUUGAAGACACCUGGUGCCACAAAAUAAUCAGCUGAUUAACUCAAAACACCUGCAAAGGGCUUUAAAUGGUCUCUCAGUCCAGUUCUGAAGCCUACACAAACAUGGGGAAGACUUCAGAUUUGACAGCUGUCCAAAAGGCGACCAUCGACACAUUGCACAAGGAGGGAAAGACACAAAAGGUUAUUGCAGAAGAGGCUGGCUGUUCUCAGAGCUCUGUGUCCAAACACAUUAAUAGAGAGGCAAAGGGAAGGAAAAACUGUGGUCAGAAAAAGUGUACAAGCGAUAGGGAUCACCGCGCCCUAGUCAAGAUUGUGAAAAAAAAACCAUUCAAAAAUGUGGGGGAGAUUCACAAGGAGUGGACAGCUGCUGGAGUCAGGGCUUCAAGAUCCACCACCAAGAGACGCUUGAAAGACAUGGGUUUCAACUGCCGCAUACCUCGUGUCAAGCCACUGUUGACCAAGAAACAGCGCGAAAAGCGUCUCACCUGGGCUAAGGAAAAAAAGAGCUGGACUGCUGCUGAGUGGUCUAAAGUCAUGUUUUCUGACGAAAGCAAAUUUUGCAUUUCCUUUGGAAAUCGAGGUCCCAGAGUCUGGAGGAAGACAGGAGAGGCACAGGAUCCACGUUGCCUGAAGUCUAGUGUAAAGUUUCCACCAUCAGUGAUGGUUUGGGGUGCCAUGUCAUCUGCUGGUGUCGGUCCACUCUGUUUCCUGAGAUCAAGGGUCAACGCAGCCGUCUACCAGCAAGUUUUAGAGCACUUCAUGCUUCCUGCUGCUGACCUGCUCUAUGGAGAUGGAGAUUUCAGGUUCCAACAGGACUUGGCGCCUGCACACAGCGCAAAAUCUACCCGUGCCUGGUUUACGGACCAUGGUAUUUCUGUUCUAAAUUGGCCAGCCAACUCCCCUGACCUUAGCCCCAUAGAAAAUCUGUGGGGUAUUGUGAAAAGGAAGAUGCAGAAUGCCAGACCCAACAACGCAGAAGAGUUGAAGGCCACUAUCAGAGCAACCUGGGCUCUCAUAACACCUGAGCAGUGCCAGAAACUCAUCGACUCCAUGCCACGCCGCAUUAAUGCAGUAAUUGAGGCAAAAGGAGCUCCAACCAAGUAUUGAGUAUUGUACAUGCUCAUAUUUUUCAUUUUCAUACUUUUCAGUUGGCCAACAUUUCUAAAAAAUCCCUUUUUUGUAUUAGCCUUAAGUAAUAUUCUAAUUUUGUGACACACGGAAUUUUGGAUUUUCAUUUGUUGCCACUUCAAAUCAUCAAAAUUAAAUGAAAUAAACAUUUGAAUGCAUCAGUCUGUGUGCAAUGAAUAAAUAUAAUGUACAAGUUACACCUUUUGAAUGCAAUUACUGAAAUAAAUCAAGUUUUUCAAAAUAUUCUAAUUUACUGACUUUUACCUGUAUAUGUAUGUAGCUAUAGAAACCUAUUAUAUUAGCCAGCUGUGUUUUUUUCGUGGCUUUCUGUAUUGGGCUCCCGAGUGGUGCAGUGGUCUAAGGCACUGCAUCUCAGUGCUUGAGGCGUCACUACAGACCCCCUGGUUCGAUUCCAGGCUGUAUCACAACCGGCCGUGAUUGGGAGUCUCAUAGGGCGGCGCCCAGCGUCGUUCGGGUUUGGCCGGUGUAGGCCGUCAUUGUAAAUAAGAAUUUGUUCUUAACUGACUUGCCUAGUUAAAUAAAGGUACAAUAAAAUUGGAGAUCACAAUUACAUUUCAUCCUAGAUGAAGUUUCUGUUGGUGUGCAUCGUGUGCAAAAUACAAGUAUUCCAGUGUUAUACCCCUGACCUCUAGUGGUGAAAGGUUGUAUAAACCAUCAAAGGUCUUUAGUUCUGUGUCAGUGACACUUCGUUGUCUCAGCCAAUGAUUGUAAUUCCACUGUGUUCUGAAUAGGCUGUGGAGAAGAAGCUGAGGGCAGGAGAGAGCAGAUUUGCCAUGUCUGGCCUGGAGAUGGGAAAGAAUUACAUUGUUACCCUCCUUGCUUACAGAGGACCAAAGAGGAGCAGAGUGAUAGAGAUCACAUUCAAAACAGGUACACUGUGCCCUCUAUGAACAUCAUCCACACACCAAACUAGUCUGACUCAUCCAUACAUCAGUGUGUUGAGACGUUAGCAUUUCUCUACACUCUUGUGCUAUAAUUUCAAUUUGAUUAGCAAUGUUUCAUUCCUUUCUCACCUUACAAUUAAUUGGUCACUUGUACUUGUAUCCUUCACAGUGGGUUUGUUGUACCCAUUCCCCAUGGACUGUAGUCAGAUUAAGAAGAAUGGUAACAUGGCAAGUGGAAUCUACACCAUUUACAUCAACAGUGAUCGCACCAAGCCCAUGGAGGUGUACUGUGACAUGGACACUGAUGGCGGUGGAUGGGUGGUACGCUAAAGUACAUUAUGAUUGAUGGUAUUGAUGACUGAAAGAAAAACCUGUCUGGAUAGAUGGACCAUCAAUAGAAACUGUCAAUCAAGUUGUGUGUGAGCAGAGACUGAGAUCUACUGUACAUCACUCCCCAGGUGUUCCAGAGACGCAACAAUGGACAGAUGGACUUCAUGAAGCGCUGGAGACCAUACAUGGCCGGCUUUGGGAACAUGACUGAUGAAUUCUGGCUUGGUUAGUACUGUUUACACAUCCUUUUAAUCUCUUGUAUCGCAAUAGGACUGUUAUGUCCAUAGGAGUUCCUCUCAUGGAAUUGAAAUAGAUGAUGAUGUACACUACCAGUCAAACGUUUGGACACCUCUACUCAUUCAAGGGUUUUUCUUUAUUUUUACUAUUUUUUACAUUGUAGAAUAAUAGUGAAAACAUCAAAACUAUGAAAUAACAUAUGGAAUCAUGUAGUAACCAAAAAAGUGUUCAACAAAUCAAAAUAUAUUUUAUAUUUGAGAUUCUUCAAAUAGCCACCCUUUGCCUUGAUGACAGCUUUGCACACUCUUGGCAUUCACUCAACCAGCUUCACCUGGAAUGCUUUUCCAACAGUCUUGAAUGAGUUCCCACAUAUGCUGAGCACUUGUUGGCUGCUUUUCCUUCACUCUGCCGUCCGACUCAUCCCAAACCAUCUCAAUUGUGUUGUGGUUGGGGGAUUGUGGAGGCCAGGUCAUCUGAUGCAGCACUCCAUCACUCUCCUUCUUGGUAAAAUAGCACUUACACAGCCUGGAGGUGUGUUGGGUCAUUGUCCUGUUGAAAAACAAAUGAUAGUCCCACUAAGCCCAAACCAGAUGGGAUGGCGUAUUGCUGCAGAAUGCUGUGGUAGCCAUGCUGGUUAAGUGUGUCUUGAAUUCUAAAUAAGUCACAGACAGUCUCACCAGCAAAGCACUGUAACACCUCCUCCUCCAUGCUUUAUGGUGGGAACUACACAUGCGGAGAUCAUCCAUUCACCCACACGUGUCUCACAAAGACACGGCGGUUUAAAGCAAAAAUCUCCAAUUUGGACUCCAGACCAAAGGACACAUUUCCACCGGUCUAAUGUCGAUUGCUCGUGUUUCUUGGCCCAAGCAGGUCUCUUCUUAUUAUUGGUGUCCUUUAGUAGUGGUUUCUUUGCAGCAAUUCGACCAUGAAGGCCUGAUUCACACAGUCCCCUCUGAACAGUUGAUGUUGAGAUGUGUCUGUUACUUGAACUCUGUGAAGCAUUUAUUUGGGCUGCAAUUUCUGAGGCUGGUAACUCUAGUGAACUUAUCCUCUGCAACAGAGGUAACUCUGGGUCUUCCAUUCCUGUGGCGGUCCUCAUGAGAGACAGUUUCAUCAUAGCGCUUGAUGGUUUUUGCGACUGCACUUGAAGAAGUUCUUGAAACUUUCCAUAUUGACUGACCUUCAUGUCUUGAAGUAAUGAUGGACUGUCGUUUCUCUUUGCUUAUUUGAGCUGUUCUUGCCAUAAUAUAGACUUGGUCUUUUACCAAAUAGGUCUAUCUUCUGUAUACCCCCCCUACCUUGUCACAACACAACUGAUUGGCUCAAACGCAUUAAGAAGGAAAUAAAUUCCACAAAUUAACUUUUAAGAAGGCACACCUGUUAAUUGAAAUGAAUUCCAGGUGACUACCUCAUGAAGCUGGUUGAGAGAAUGCCAAGAGUGUGCAAAGCUGUCAUCAAGGCAAAGGGUGGCUAUUUGAAGAAUCUCAAAUAUAAAAUACAUUUUGAUUUGUUUAACACUUUUUUUGGUUACUACAUGAUUCCAUAUGUGUUAUUUCAUAGUUUUGAUGUCUUCACUAUUAUUCUACAAUAUAAAAAUAAAGAAAAACUCUUGAAUGAGUAGGUGUGUCCAAACUUCUGAUUGGUAGUGUAAAUGUAAUAAGCCCUCACAAUUAUCUUACUCUAACCCAUAGGUCUGGACAAUAUCUAUGAGCUGACCAAUACUCCCACGCAAUACGAGCUGCGAGUGGACCUGGGUGUGGGUUCAGAGAAGGCCUAUGCUGUCUAUGACAACUUCAAGAUAGCCCCGGCUAAGCAGAAGUUCAAUCUGACCAUCGGCAAAUACAGUGGAACAGCAGGUGGACCAUCUCUUUGUAUCUUUCUAACAAUUCCUUGACAAAUACAAGCAUAAAUAUUCUACACACUAAACAAACCCAAGGCUCCAAAAUACACACACAACCAAUAACCACACAACUGUGACUGUGUUGAAUAGCAUUUUUACAAUGGAUUGCUUUCAUUGAUGCUGUGAAUCUGGUAUAUGAUUGUUUUCCAGGCGAUGCCAUGAACUACCAUCAAGGUCGCCCCUUCUCCACGGUUGACAAUGACAAUGACAUUGCUCUUGGUAACUGUGCCCUGACACAUCGUGGUGCUUGGUGGUACAAGAACUGUCACCUUGCUAACCUCAACGGCAAAUUCGGAGACAACAGACACAGCAUGGUAAGAAGUGCGCAAUGUCGUUUUCUGGGGGUGUAGUGCAAGAAUGUACAAGCAGAUGGCACUGAUAGCAUAGUACAGAAUCCAUGGUAGUUGCACAUGAGCGUCCAGUAGGGGUUUUCCAUUCUUAGUUUGAAAUGGCUAUGUCCUAGAUCUAUCAACUUCAAUAAAGAUACACUUUUCUCAAAAAGCCUUAUAAAUAGCAGACGUUAAUAGCUAACUUUCAUUCACAGGGAGGCUAACAAGAACUGUUGUUGUGUCUGCAAGAAGAAUGUUGAGAGGAAAUGGGAGGGAAUUGUUUUGUCAUAUGAAGUUAUAUCAUGCCUCUCUUAAUGAGAUGCAUAAUACGUUUGUGUCUGUAUUGAUGAAGGCUACACCGGCACAGAUAGAACUUGAUAGAAGUUUCAGAAGUGGAUAUUUUGACUUAGAAUAUGUGGACAACUACAAAUACCUAGGUGUCUGGUUAGACCGUAAACUCUCCUUCCAGACUCACAUUAAGCAUCUCCUAUCCAAAGUUAAAUCUAGAAUCGGCUUCCUAUUUCGCAACAAAGCCUCCUUCACUCAUGCUGCUAAACAUGCCCUCGUAAAACUGACUAUCCUACUGAUCCUUGACUUCGGCGAUGUCAUUUACAAAAUAGCUUCCAACACUCUACUCAGCAAAUUGGAUGUAGUCUAUCACAGUGCCAUCCGUUUUGUCACCAAAGCCCCAUAUACUACCCACCAUUGUGACCUGUACGCUCUCGUUGGCUGGCCCUCAAUACAUAUUCGUCGCCAGGUCAUCUAUAAAUCACUUCUAGGCAAAUCCCCGCCUUAUCUUAGAUCAUUGGUCACCAUAGCAACACCCACCCGUAGUAUGCGUUCCAGCAGGUAUAUCUCACUGGUCAUCCCCAAAGCCAACACCUCCUUUGGCCGCCAUUCCUUCCAGUUCUCUGCUGCCAAUGACUGGAACGAACUACAAAAAUCUCUGAAGCUGGAGACACUUAUCUCCCUCACUAACUUUAAGCAUCAGUUGUCAGAGCAGCUUACCGAUCACUGCACCUGUACACAGCCCAUCUGUAAUUAGCCCACCCAGCUACCUCAUCCCCAUAUUGUUAUUUACAUUGUUAUUUAUAUUGCUCAUUUGCACCCCAGUAUCUCUAUUUGCACAUCAUCUUCUGCACAUCUAUCACUCCAGUGUUAAUACUAUAUUGUAAUUAUUUUGCACUAUGGCCUAUUUAUUGCCUAACCUCCAUAACUUACUACAUUUGCACACACUGUAUAUAGAUUUUCUAUUGUGUUAUUGACUGUACGUUUUGUUUAUUCCAUAUGUAACUCUGUGUUGUUGUUGUUUUUAUCGCACUGCUAUGCUUUAUCUUGGCCAGGUCGCAGUUGUAAAUGAGAACUUGUUCUCAACUGGCUUACCUUGUUAAAUAAAGGUGAAAUAAAAUAAAAUAAAAAAAUAAAAAACAUCUAUAUUUUACCUAAUUUUGAUAGACAUGAGACAGUAUGAAAUGCUCUUCAGUGUGAGUCAGUUAUUAGUAUCAUGAAACAACUGGCUGACUGUGGCUGUCUUAUCUAAUGUGUGGCUGUGCCUCUCUCUACCUUCUACCAGGGUGUGAACUGGGAGCCAUGGAAGGGUCAUCUGAUGUCUCUUGAUUUCACUGAGAUGAAGAUUCGGCCUGUGGGCACCGCCAGGAAGAGGAGGUCGCUUAGCAGCAGAACAGCUCCCAGAAAAUAGUCCCUCUGAACUAGAGCAGUCAAUGGGAACCUCAUUACAAACCAGGCAAAGUAGCUAGAACCUCAAAUCAGGAAUAUCAAUCUAUCUCAAGAUUAUUGUAUAACUUACUUUAAGUUAACAUAUCAUAUGGCUGCAGCCAUAUACGUCUUUAUUUUGAAUAGGAUAUUUGUAUUAUAUAUAUUAUGAACAAGUGAACUGCAACUUUCACUGUAAAGUAAAGGGAUUUUGUAUCUUGGCUUUGUCCUAAAGCGGCAUUCCUCGCAGGCGUAGAUGAUUAGCAAAUUACCUCUGUCCUAAUGUAUAUGAUUACAUUUUAUAGGCUGGCUCCAUGGCAUAAAACUGCCACUAUAUUCAUAACACUGUCUGCUCCUAUUAUGCAUAAUCAGUGAGAUCCCAAUGACACCAUGUUUUUAGAAUAGUUAUACUGCUCUUGUUCACAUUCAUAACAUAGCAUAGACCCUGACCCUCUCUUCUAAGCUCUGGUCUGCGGCCUACUCAGCCUACUCUGAGUUAGCUAGAUAUCACAUUUAAGAUGUCAUGCAUAACAAAUAGAAUGUAUGACAUGCUCCUCUGCUUGUAAGAUUGUAUUUUCAAAUGUGUAUUGUAAUUGUGUCGUUCCACGAAAAUAGUGCCUUUUGCGUCCCUUUGAUAUUUUAAGUAGAAAUGAAAAGCCUGUUAUAUUAAAUGAAGUCUCCUUUAAUAUAGACCACAUCGAGAAUUCAAUAAAUCUGAUAUCUAAUAUGAAUAAAUGCCAAAAUUCAGCAUUUUGACAUGUCCCUCCAUCAACCCUGUAUCACUGCUAGGAAGAUUUUAACCGACUUAAUCCCAAAAUGUCUCCAAGAUUCACCAUCAUUGUAAAGCCAUACUUAUUGUGUUGCUUUGACAAUGUCAUUUCUGAAGACUAUUAUGUCUUUCAUGUGAUUAGUGAUUCAUUUACAUCUGUCACUGAUUUUAAGGUCAACCCUGUUAUAUGAACUGAACUCCCGUUUUAAUAUGGUGAAAUUAUUCCUUUUUAAAUAUUUUUUUCAAAAGAAACAUUGAAUAUCUAAUAGUAAAAAAAUUGAGUAAAAGCAGGCUAGCUGGUUCUACCAUUUUCUGGUGUUUUGUGGUGGAAAACUGAGCGGGUCAAGCAUAACACGUCAACUUCUUUACCAAUAGAUCAACAGGUGAAGCUUGCAUUCAAUUGCCACUUCCUGUUGCACACAACAUACUUCCAUUCCCCUGAGCCUUGGAUGCAGCCAGUAUUGCUCCAAACGCGUAUCACUCGUUCGCUUACAGCCAGUAGUGAUCCAAAGCCCCUAUUUUGGAUUAAAAAUGGCGAAUUUCGCCGAAAGGUGACUAGUUUGCAUCCCUGAUUAUAUUUGAAAAAGAUGGGUUGUUUAUGAAUUCGAAGGACCAAUAAAAAGGGAUAAACUUAGGUGCUGGAUUUUAGGCCGGUAGGAACCACCACAGGGUGUCAAUUCAGAACACGAGGAAGCAGUAGUUCCAGUUAUAAUAAUAAUAAUAUGCCAUUUAGCAGACGCUUUUAUCCAAAGCGACUUACAGUCAUGUGUGCAUACAUUUUUAUGUAUGGGUGGUUCAACGGUUUAAUGAAGAUCCACACACACAUAAAACACCACUCACUCUGGUACUAACUGUGGUUCUGUAAAAAAAAGAGGAGAACUUAAUAAUUAAUUCCGGUUGACAAUGCUAAUGCUAACGCUAGCGGGAGUAAGCGAGCUAGCUAGCUAGCUAGCAAGUUUAACACUAAUGGUACAUAUUUACAACAGACACUAUUUAGCUCCAAACAACAAGACAUCAGGAUUUUGCCACUUACAUUUAGCUGCACGCACAAUAAAACAUCAGAAAGAAAAGCAAUUUUUUCUGAGGAUGUAGAAUAAACAGGAGCGAAAAACCUGGUGGUCAUCAGAAUGGAAACUACAGUCUGCCUGAGGCCCUGCCUGGUCGGGUAUUACGCUAAGUCCCGGGAAAAAAGGCUGCAGAUCAACAAAUAAAAUGAUGAUGAUUGGCAUGACCUUAUUUCAAUAAGAUAACCAAAAGAAAGUUGGGGUCUUGGAAAGGAGAUGAGCUGGCCGUUUUUACAAUAUUCAUGCCACACAUUCUCAGAUAAAUAAUAAAACAUAUUUUUAAAACUAGCAUCUAUGCCUGCAGUGACUGAGGGUGCUGUUUGAAUGGGACUUGACUUCACACAGUGUUUAUCAAAUAGAUGAAUUGAGGUAAAUCAACAAAUUCGAGUCAUACUUGAAUGUUAUAUGCUACCUCAAAUUCUAAGAAGAGGAACAAAGUAGAAUAUAUUUGAUUUCAUAAUCAGUUUUUCAUAUACAGCUUUUAAUUUCCCCAUCUCUUUCCCAGAAAAAGGCUUAGAUUUGCAGGAAAGAUUAUAUAUACCAAAAAAACUGUUUCCUUUUGCUUUCUACCAUUCACAUCACUUUGUGACGUAACUUCACAGGUAACCUGAUCUUGACAGGAUGUUUGAAAAUGGUCCCUAUUUAUGUCAUUUUCGAGUUGAACGACUAUGGUUUUCUCUUUGACAGGAUAGCCUACACUUGAGUCAUGUAUCAUACCACAAUUUGAUGUUUCUCAACUUCCCCUGGUUUCUCAGCUGUUGUUUCAAUCCACUGCUGAGAAAUGAUUUGCACACAUCGGACUGUGUGAAUAACAAUGCAAGAAAGAUAUUCACAAAGUUAAGCAAGAAUGAUAAAGAAGGAAGAAGAGGAAGGGGCCUACUGUGGAAUAUUCUAACUGAACUUUUGAAAUGUCUCACAGGACCCAAUUGAUGCAAUAGCUAUUUUGAACCACAUUGAUUGCAAAUUACUGUAAAGAAGAUUGGUUCCUAUAACAGCACUGCAGGGCAGGUGGACUCUUAAAGAGAUUCUCUGAUACUUUUGUAUACUUUUUAGCCGGUAGUUCUGAAAGUAGCACUCACGAGCCAAAAGUGGUCCCCGACUAUUGCGUACUACGUCACAUAUGUGCAGAUAUGUGCACCACGUCAUUGCUCUCUCUCUCUGCUGUGUCCACUGAGCUGUUGGGCCCACCCUGCAACCUCAUUAGAUAAUGCAGGGCAGGCCUCUUGCUAGAAAUACUCAAAUGCGAGGGGCUGAAGCUCAUUGGCUAGAACUCUAAUUGCAAGGAGGCUGGCCCACGUGGGGUUAAAUGUGGGGGAAAUGGUGUGGCACAGCUUCAAGAAAACAGUCGCUUUCAAAAUAGGGAUUGUGGCUAAUUGAGGUAAGACAGUAUUCUGCUCUUAUACAUGUAUGAACUACACAUUGACACAUCCAGCCCAAAGCGGGAGGUUUAAAAAAUACUUUCUUAGUCGGCAAAGUACCGUAGCAUGUCGUUAAUGCUGAGAUUAAUGUAAUAGGGAUGGAAUAGGAAAGAAAUGCCUCACACACAAUUCUUCACACAUUUCUAUCCAGUUAGACAAAUGUCAUCCCCCCGUAGAAAAAUAAAUAAACAGUUUUACCCUAAGAAUGACUCCUUUAAGCGCUUUUUACUGCUACAAAGGUUACUUCAAUUGUCAAUUAACAUAUAUGCUCAUUUUGUCAUCCCUACACUUUUGAGUAUAAAUGCAGCAGUGUUUUGAGUCUGUAGCUAUUUAUCUUACUCACAGAGAACAAGUACAACAUGAGCUGAAGUUUGGAGCUCAGAUUCCAAAGUAUGUGUCAUCUGACAAACAGGCUUUCAUACAACAGAGUACACAUGAGCAUAGGCUGAAUCACCAUUGAGGUGUGUGUGUGGCUAUGGGUAAGGUUGAUGUCAUUUUUCCAUGAGUGGUAGUGUAGUAUUCAAACAAGACUUAGAGGUGGAGUAGUGCUGGGGUGGAUGGGUUGUGUCAUGGCAGUCAAGCAGACAAGCUGCCAUCAGCCCACAGAGACUUUUCACUGCAUGUCUGUGCUCUGGAUGUCUGGGCCUGUCAGAGCUGUAGGACUCAGCUACACGGCAUGUCUGACAGAGAGUAGGAAACCCCCAAAUCAUUAUCUCGACACAUAUCAUUUGGUAGUCACUGCUUCAGAACCAAACUAUCACUAUCUAUCAGUUUAAAAUAACAAGAGAUCAAACAUCCAGAGUGUGUGGAUGCUAAUGCUUUAUGUUGGUUACCAAACAUCAGAUUAAAUUAUAAUACAUUUGCCCAAGCUCCCUAGGGAUGAAGUCAACUUAUACAACAAACAUGAUAACAGAAAUCUUCUAAACAAAUGUAUUGUGAACCACAUGUAUUGUGAACCAUACAUGAACCAACCAACAAAGAAUCAACAAAGCUACAAAAAUACUUUAUUUUUGUCCCUCUUUUCUCCAGCUAUUUUGUCAAAUCAAAUGACAGGAUAAAUUAUUCAUGCAGUCGCCAGUGUGGCCUGAGCUCAUGACUUGAAAAUGUAUCACCUCAGCGAUUUCUUGUGUGAUAACAAACAGACAGAAUAUAUAGGUAACUGGCAAAAUAAAGGAAACACUUGAGUAAGGCCUAGAUUCAAUCAGAUCAAGCAUUAUCUGGCGAUAGCCGACACCCUCAUAACUGAUGUUCUGGUGGUGUCAAAGGUGUAACUGCGUUGAAGCUGUCAAAUCGGAGAGCAGCUGCUCUUGGUCAUUGUAACCCGUCACCCUCGCAUUAGAAACAAAAUGACAGUGUAAGCUAUAUAGAAAUAAUGACCCUCAAAUCGAAAGUCAUUCAAAUAAUUAGGAUUUCUAUCAGCCUAAUCGAGGUGUAGAUUACAUCUCACAUUCCAGUGUUCGAACUUGUAAACAAGGCUCCAUGAAAUGUAUCUUAAUGCGACUCCGUGCAGCCAAUGGCAAUGUCCACUUUAGGUAGGCUAUAAUGCCAGGAGCUGCUUGUGAAUUUGACUGCUCUAACACAGUUCCACCUCUGACACAUCAAACCAACCGCUAUGUGGAUGUCGGCUAAAGCGGAUAUGAUUGAAUAAAGCCCUACAUGAGUUAUACCAAUUACAUUGAAAGCAGGUGCUUUUACGCAGGUGUGGUUCCUGAGUUAAUUAAUCACUUAACAUCCCAUCGUGCUUAGGGUCAUGUAUAAAAAUGCCCAGUUGCCCAUUGUUUUGACUACCAUGGCUACAAGAAGAGAUCUCAUUCACUUUAAAGAGGGGUCUCAAAGUAGCGUAAGGGGUUUAAAGUGUGUGUCUGUGUGUGUGUGUGUGUGUGUGUGUGUGUGUGUGUGUGUGUGUGUGUGUGUGUGUGUGUGUGUGUGUGUGUGUGUGGGUGGGUGGGUGUGCGCGCAUGCGUGCGUGUCUCAGUCACCAGAUCAUGCAUGAGACAGCGUUUUCCACCACCAUCACAAAACACCAAAUGAUGGAAUUUAUUGUGGGAAAAUGGUGUUGCGUCCCUCCAAUAGAGUUCCAGACUGUAGAAUCUAUACCACGGCCACUCAAAGCUGUUCUGGCAGCUCAUGGUGGCCCAACGCCUUAUUUAUGUUGGGAUUUCCUUUAUUUGGCAGUUACCUGUAUGUUCUAAUGCAUAAUUUGGAUCGAUUAAAGCUUAGUGAAUAACUAAUACAGAAGCAUAUUAGGCUCAAAAUAGGGAUCUUAAAACAGGGAUAGUUAAUAAAUAACAAAUGCAACUGAUUUGUCACCGGAUUUGUAAAUUGGAAAUCAAUUAUAAACUUAUAUUUGCAUACAUAUGCACACAACUUAUUUUUUAUCAACACAAUGGUGGAAAAAAUACUGAAUGAUGGCGUAGAACCUCAACUAUGAUAUGCCAGUAAAUAUCACUACAUGUUUAAAUUAUGUCUAUUGGCACUGAGGGAUAAAGAUGUAAGAAAGAUCCACUCAGCGCCCAAAGUCUGAGAGCCUGGGGAUAUGCAUAAUGAUUUUAUGAACCAAUAGGGACAGUGCAAGACAGUACACAUGAAUCUGUGGCAAUCUGACCAUAAGGUAGCGUAACACAUGGAACUGUUGGGUAAAAACACUCAUUCAUCAACAAUACUAAGCUUUAGCAUACUCUAAGGGGAAAGAAACGUAUACAUUGAGGAAUGUAAUUGAAAGAUCUCAGUGCUUCACUUCAUUCUAUUAAAUUCUGCGCUUGAUAUUCAACUCAUACAUGGAAUUGAGAUCUCCAUUCAGUGGAUAUAGCAAAUACAGCAAAAGAUUUCAAAGUAGUUAUAUAAGUUCACAUUGUAAGUUGAAUAACUGCAAGUGCUUUAAACUUGAAAUGGUCUAACCUAUAAAAAAAUAUGAUCCUUCUAACUGAAUCACAAUAAUAGAUUGCUGGCCUCCAGCAUUGGAAAUAGAAAGCAGUCCUCAAACUUCUGGUCUCCCAACAUGAAGACAAUGAAUUUCACAUAGAAGUGCACACUCUAACACAGGGGUACUCAACGCUUACCCUUUGAAGUCUGGAGCCUGCUGCUUUUCUGUUCUACCUGAUACUUAAUUGCACCCACCUGUUGUCUCAGGUCUAAAUAAAUCCGUGAUUAGAAGGAAGCAAUGAAAAAAUGCAGUGGAACUGGCUUCAAGGUACAGAGUUGAGUUUGAGAGCAACACGUACGUGCAUAUGUACACACACACAUGCAUGCAUGCACGCACGCACACACACAAUCAAUCACAUAUCGUCGGCUCUUUUAGUCUCUUUCAAGAGUUUCUAUGGAGCAUGUAAACUGGUCAUCUCUGUAUACCCGUCGCAAGAUGCUUAUUUACAAAACACUCUUAGGCAUCACUCCCCCCUAUCUGAGAUACCUACUGCAGCCCUCAUCCUCCACAUACAACACCCGUUCUGCCAGUCACAUUCUGUUAAAGGUCCCCAAAGCACACACAUCCCUGGGUCGCUCCUCUUUCCAGUUCGCUGCAGCUAGCGACUGGAACGAGCUGCAAAAAACAUUCAAACUGGACAGUUUUAUCUCCAUCUCUUCAUUCAAAGACUCAAUCAUGGACAGUCUUACUGACAGUUGUGGCUGCUUUGCGUGAUGUAUGUUGUCUCUACCUUCUUGCCCUUUGUCUGUGCCCAAUAAUGUUUGUACCAUGUCUUGUACCAUGUUGUGUUGCUACCAUGUUGUUUUCAUGUUGGGUUGGUACCUUGCUGUGUUGUCAUGUGUUGCUGCCAUGCUAUGUUGUUGUCUUAGGUCUCUCUUUAUGCAGUGUUGUGUUGUCUCUCUUGUUGUGAUGUGUGUUUGGUCCUAUGUUUAUAUAUGUAUAUAUUUUUAAUGCCAGCCCCCGUCCCCGCAGGAGGCCUUUUGCCUUUUGGUAGGCCGUCCUUGUAAAACAUAAUUUGUUCUUAACUGACUUUUUUUUAAACAAAUAUUGAACAUCAGUGCCGGCUCCAGGCAUAAGCGACAUAAGUGUUCGCUUUGGACCCCAGGCUGCUAGGGGGCCCCCUAGCCCGCACCCAAAAACUCAACUCAACUUACUGUUGAGAGUUAGAAUAGUAGAAUACACAACGUGCUAGUUCUAAAUUUGGUUGUGCAUCAGCAAGUUUUCUCUUGUUAUGUCAGUCACUGACAAUCACUCAAUUAGCCAUGUCAGCUAACAAUUGUUUAAUUGUUAAGUUAGUCUACCCAGCUAUCUAAAUUUGUAGUAAUCAUGGCUGAAUACCGACUGGGCACGCAGGGGGGCCUCCAUUGAUUUUGUUAGUCACUCUCACUCAGAUAUCAUUCAAUCAUGACAAAAUGUGUAGAAUUGUAGGAAAUUGGCUUUAAACUGUCAAACAUUUUUUAUCUCUGCCAAAUGGCAAAAUGUGUAGAAUUGCAAGAUAUUUGUUAUAAAAUUGCACAACGUUUUUUCCGCGCCAUGGCAAAAUGUUUAGAACUGCAAAAAAGGUGCUUUAAAACUGCAACAUUUUCUGUACACCCUAUGGCAAAAUGUGUAGAAUUGUAGGAAAUGAACUUCAAAACUUCAAAACAAAUAUCGCUUAGGGCCUCCAAAAGGCUAGGGCCGGCCCUGCCUGGCAUUAUGUACCUGUACCUUGCAGUAAAAAAGAGCUUCAUAUAAAUACAAAAGAAUGAAACCUUAUCUGAACAUCAAUCACUACAACUACACCAUUGUCAGGGCUUCCCUGUCUGGUGUCAUAUGUCCUGUUUUGACCGAGAUCCACAAAUCCUCAUUUUUGGGACUCUUCUUCUUCUUUUUGUCUGAUUUUGCUGUGUUUGAGCUGGGGCUGUUUCCACAGCAACCAGUGGAGUUGGCCCGGCGACAGCAGCAGCAGUGGCAGCACACCACCAGAGAAGUGAAGAGCACCACCAUAGGCAGGGCUAGCAGCACCACCAGGCAGACUGUGUUGUAG
Coregonus sp. 'balchen' is the source of this 32276-nucleotide messenger RNA. The record is from the annotation of a GenBank genome assembly. Lineage: Eukaryota; Metazoa; Chordata; Actinopteri; Salmoniformes; Salmonidae.